GUUCGUGCUCAACGCCAUUACGUUUCCGUGCACAGUGCCGUUCCCGCUUGUGUUAAUGAGAAGGGACACAUACAGAGGAAGGCAAUUUAUUUUCUUCUUAAUAAUAAUAAUAAUAAUAUUAAGUGGCUCUGGGGAAGAGACGGCUGAUUACGGAUACCAUUCUUAGUUUUCGUGCUCUCCUAAGCGGGUGUUUACCGGUUUUAAAAUUAUUUACAAAUUGGGCCGGCUUUGUUUGACUGUUUUGAGGCCUACAGCGACUAAGUAUGUACCCCACUUGGGGGAAGUAUGGCGGUGGUGCCCAGCAUCCUCCUCCCGUUCCGCAGAACUAUGGCGGCAGUCCUCACCCUGUUAGAGGGACAGCACCGGUCGGAGGAGGCUAUGGGGGAUACGGGCCGCCUGGUGGGAGCUUUACCAGGGGGCCGGCUCCGUCUCAAGGCAAUUUCCAGAGUCUGAGGGAACAGCACCUGCAGCAAAUGCAACAACUACAGCAGCUCCACCAGAAGCAACUGCAGUCCGUGCUGCAUCACAAUAGCAGUCCUUAUGGCGUUGGUGGAUGCUCUCCCGAUGCCUGGCAGGGAAGUAGCGCGGGGCCCCCUCCCCCCGGUCCAGGUGUUGGUGAUGGUGUUUCUUCUGGGCCUUCAUACCAGCAGCAUCAACAACCACAGCAUCAAAUGCACCAUCCGCUACUACAACAGCAGCCGCAGCAUCAACAGCACCACCAACAACAACAACCUCCACCACCACUACCAGCACCAGCACCAACACCACCACCACCGUCGCAAGCACAGCAGCAACAACACAGACCAGUGGAUCCUAAACCGCCAGCGCAGCCACCUCCGGACACAAACCCCAUCAAUGCACCAGACCAACCGAAUAAGAAUAUUAAUAAUAAAUACAACGAAAGCGCUCAGCAACAAGAUAACAGUGAUGAGAAGCAGGAGCAGUCUCCAGAUUUGUCUUCAAUGUCAUUACAGGAGCAACAGCAGUAUUGGUACAAGCAGCACCUGCAGAGUUUGCAAAAAUUGAAACAGCAGCAAAAAAAUGAAAAAGCUAAAGCAAGUAAGCUUCCAGGAGAUCAGCCCCCUGACAACAAGCAGCCUGCCCCACCUCCACCCAUGGAGCCUCCAAAAAAGGAACCCCCACCACCACCUCCCAAAGAAGAGCCCCCUCCUCCGCCCCCUCCAGAGGAGUCCAAGGCCACUAGUGUUACAUCCCUGGAGGAUCCAGUCGAGGCGGCACGUUUGCAGCAUCUUCAGGCUGCAGCAGCUCAGUGGCAGCAGACUCAGCAACAGAGAACAGGCUAUCAAUACCAGGCAAUGAUGCAGCAGCAUGCACAGCUCCAACAACUCCUGGCUCAGUACCAGCAGUUCAUGCAACAGCCAGCGCACUUUCAGACCAUGCCUAUGGAUAUGCAGCUUAGACAUUACGAGAUGCAGCAGCAGCAAUUUAUCCCUCUGUAUCAGGAGUGGAAUCGGCAAUUUCUAAUCUGGGAAGAGCAGUUCCAGACCUAUCCACAUAAGGACCAGCUGCGUGAGUACGGUUCCCAGUGGAAACAAUGGCAAGAGCAAAUGAAAUCCACCUCUUCCCACCUGCAAGAAAGGCUGACCACUCUUCGUAACAUGCAGCAUCAGUUUGUCAGCCCUCCUUAUGUGGGUAAUAUGGUAGGAGUGCCCCAGUAUGGGCAUUAUCACCAGGCUGCACCAGGAGGACCAGUACCACCACCAGUGGCCUCUGUUCCUCCACUUCCACCAAAGACUCCUGCCGUAACACCCCCCGCUCCAAUGCCCCAGGGUCCACCCCCCGCUCCAGUGCCCCAGUGUCCACCCCCCGCUCCAGUACCCCAGGGUCCACCCCCCGCUCCAGUAACCCAGGGUCCACCCCCCGCUCCAAUGCCCCAGGGUCCACCCCCAGCAUUGCCUGCCCCACCAGGGAAGGUGAGUACGCAAGUUAAUGCCCAGGUGUCUCCCGUGACAACUGCUUUAGCUGAAGCAAAGAGUGGCACUUCGUCUGUCACAGGAAAAUCGGCAACAUCUUCUGCAUCGACAUCGUCAUCAUCAUCAUCAUCAUCAGUUUCUACUUCAGCUGGACCUACUGCUCCUGGUUUGAGACCGUCGGGUGUAUUGCAUACUACCAAUAAAGUGACCAGGUUUGAAGGCCCUAGAGGCCCUAGAUUUGAUGGUCCCAGAGGGAGAGGUUCUCCUAGUUCUGGUCCACCACCCAGAUUUGUUCAACAACACAGGUUUGAUCAACCUCCCAGAUCUGAACAACCAUCUAGAUUUGGAGCACCAAACAAAUUUGAUCAGUCCACCAAAAUUCAAAAUCAACCACCCAAAUCUGAUGCUUCAGGGCCGCCAGUAUUAAAACCACAAGACGGUCAAAUUGAGGGCUCUGACACAAAAAUAUCUAAAUUUGAGGACCAGUGUCUUAAAAGACCUGUAACCACAUCAGAAGAUCAGAGAGAUUCAGAUGUUGGAGACUCGACUUCCUGUCUGUCUGUUACAGAAGAUCUUUUGGAUUCAGAUUGUGGGUUUUUCAUCCCUAAUGAUCCCAUCCCUCAGAGAGUAGGGCCAGUGGAGAAACCAAAGCAGUCUGGCGGACAGGCUCCAAAAAAACUGCCUGCCUCUGAUACAGCCAAGCCCACUCCUUUAACAGCUUCUGCUGAAACUCAGAAAGAGCCUUCCACUAAUAAAAAUACCUUAAAACCAGGAGAAGACAAAUACAAAACAGGAGUGCAGGGAGGGUUGAAAGGCACUGAGCAGCUUCCAAAAAAAACAGUACCCUCCAAGUCGCCUCCUAAAUUCUCUGCAGUGGAUAGUCGGAAUACAUCAAUGGCUCCCAAAGGGCUUGGGAGGGGGCAGCCUGCAUUUUCAAAGAUUAAAUCAGUAGGUGUGGCUCCCAACCCUAAGCCUUUUGACUAUAGACCUCCAUACAUGGAAGGCAGUAAGGACAGAAGCCAGGAUCAGGAGAAUAGCAAUGCAUGGGGGGAUUCUACCAUAGACAGGCAUGGUGCUGAGAGGGAGCAGAUGCCUCCUCGAAAUGAAAUGUGGGGUGGGGAGCAAGAUGAAGAGGAACCUUUCAGAGAACAUUAUUAUGAAGGCCGGGAUAGAGAAAGCCCCCUAUUGGAAAGAGAGCUGCUGGAUGACUUUGGGAGAGAGAGACCAUGGGGAGAGCCAGAGCCUGAAUAUUGGGAGGACAGGGAUCCAUACUGGAGGGAGGAAAGACCACCAUUCCGACGACAUUCUCCACUACCCCAUGAGGCCAUGGACAGGGGCCCACCUCGCCGACACCUUGAAGUAAUGGAUAGAGAUCCCAGGGGUCCUCCUUCUCUACCCCAUGAUGUCAUGGAUAGAGAUCCCAGGGGUCCUCCUUCUCUACCCCAUGAUGUCAUGGAUAGAGAUCCCAGGGGUCCUCCUUCUGUACCCCAUGAUGUCAUGGAUAGGGUUCCCAGGCACCCCCCUCUACCACAUGAAGCCUUAGAUAGGGGCCCUCAUUCCCUACCCCAUGGUGCCAUGGAUAGAGAUCCCAGGCGCCCCCUUCUGCCCCAUGAGAUAAUGGAAAGGGAUUCCAGACGUGACAGUUAUUACCGGGAUUACAAGCAGGAGUUGGACUCAGAGCCGGGCAGAUAUGGUAGACCUUAUCCAGAUUACCACAGCAGGGAUUAUGAGCGAGACCAGGAAUACUACAGGCCAAAAGUUGAGUGGGAAAUGAAGGAACGUGGCCGGGAUUACCCACCAUAUCCUCCACGGCUGCCGUCGGAGCACGUUCGAGAGGAGCGCUGGAUAAAUGAAAGGGAUCGGGACUAUUUGUAUGAAAGGGUUAUGAGGGAGAGGGGGGAUAUGAGGGUCAGGGAAUACCCAGAAGGACCAGGCUAUAGGACGGAAGAGCGAGACUACCCACCGGGGAGACCAGAAUGGGGCAGAGAGGUCCUGCCUGAGAGGAGUUACAUACCAGAGAUAGAUGACCAGAGACCCCCGUUUGAAGAUUACUUGGAAGAUGCUCCUCCUGGCCAGUCCCCUGCAAUUCUUCCUCCUGCUACUAAUCUUCCUCCUCAGCCCGGCGAUACUUCUGAAAGUCUUAUGGAUGAAUCUUCUAACACGGCACAGAAUGUGCUGGCACUUUCUCAGAGACAGCAUGACAUUAUUCUGAAAGCUGCUCAGGAACUCAAGAUGUUGAGGGAACGCCAGGAGCAGCUGCAGGUGCUAAAUGAUUUUAUUAAACACGAUCCAGCUGAUCCAGUGGCACAGCCAGGGGCUGUAGGGACAGGAAUGGUGGGGAUGCAGGUCCAUCCAUCAGUUACGGCUGCUUUCCAGGCUAGCCAAGGCCCUGAAAGUGGCCUAGUUUCUACAGGUACAGAGCUUUUGGCCCACACUGAAGAGAAGAACUGGGGCAGGGAUAAUGUACACAAUCUUUGGGACUCUGGAAGUGGUACUCAAGUUACUGAAUCUAGCUUUGGGUUAUCCCACGCUGUACAAGACCAUGCAUCACUGCCAGCAUCAUCGCUGAGCAAACCACCUGUUAUUCCAAAGACUGUGGAUUAUGGCCAUGGACGUGAUGUUCCUACAGCUAAAGUUGAACAGAGGUCCUAUGGAGAGAGGAUUGUUCUAAGACCUGACCCAGUUCCUGUUGAGAGAACAUAUGAGAAAGAGCUGUUGAUCCCGCGGGAUUACGAGAGAGACCCAUACUUUGAGCGUCGAGGAGACCCAUAUUUGGAGCGCAGAGAGUAUGGGAGAGAGAGGGAGCGAGAACGAGACCCAUACUUUGAGAAACCACCUAUGGAUUACGAGAGGGAAAGAUAUGAGAGGGAUCGCUACUCCAGAGAGGAGAGGUUUCCUCCUGGCUCCUUGUCCAGGUCAGUAGACAGAGAAAGAGAGAGAGACCGAAGCAGAGACGGAGAGAGAGACCGAGAGGGCAGGGAUAGCCGAGACAGAGACAGCAAGGAUCAUCGAGAUAGCAAAGAGCGCUUUAGCAGAUCUGUACAUGACAGACCACCCUAUGAGCGUGGCCCUGAUCGGCCGCCCUAUGACCAUGGACAUCCUGGAUACGGAGGUGACAGUCGGGGGUACCCUGAAGAAAGAAUGCCUGUUCCUGCUCCCUGUUUGCCUCACCCUCCCCCUCCUCAGCCACGUGUUGAGAAGAAACCCGAAAUGAAAAAUGUGGAUGAUAUUCUCAAACCUCCAGGCAGGGAGAGCCGACCUGAGAGGAUGGUUGUCAUUAUGAGAGGACUGCCAGGUAGUGGGAAAACGCACGUUGCCAAACUGAUACGGGAUAAGGAGGUGGAAUAUGGAGGGGCACCUCCUCGCGUUCUUGGCCUGGACGAUUAUUUUAUGACUGAGGUGGAGAAAGUUGAGAAGGAUCCUGACACGGGAAGGCGUAUCAAAAAGAAGGUCUUGGAAUAUGAAUACGAGCCAGAGAUGGAAGACACGUACCGCAGUAGUAUGAUAAAAACAUUUCGAAAGACACUGGAUGAUGGGUUCUUUCCUUUCAUCAUCAUAGAUGCCAUUAACGAUCGAGUCAAAUACUUUGAUCAGUUCUGGAGUGCUGCUAAGACUAAAGGUUUUGAGGUCUACUUGGCUGAAAUCAGUACAGAUAAUCAGACAUGUGCCAAAAGGAACAUCCAUGGACGUAAACUGAAAGACAUUACAAAGAUGGCUCAUAAUUGGGAGACGGCUCCUCGUCACAUGGUGCGCUUGGAUAUUAGGUCCUUGUUACAAGAUGCUGCUAUUGAGGAGGUUGAAAUGGAGGAUUUUGACCCAGCAGAAGAAGAACAGAAAGUGGAGACAAAGGAUGAGGAUAUAAAAGAGGAGGAAGGCGAUCUGGGUUACAUCCCAAAAAGCAAAUGGGAAAUGGACACAUCCGGGGCAAAACUUGAUAAACUAGACGGCUUGAGGAGCAGCAACAAGCGGAAGCGGGACUCGGGGAGAAUGUCAGGAAUGGAAGACUAUCUGCAGCUUCCUGACGAUUACGAAACCCGCAGAUCCGAGCCGGGCAAGAAGAGGGUGAGAUGGGCAGAUCUAGAAGAGAAAAAAGAUGCUGACAGAAAACGUGCUAUUGGAUUUGUAGUUGGACAAACAGACUGGGAGAAAAUCACAGAUGAAACUGGUCGGCUCGCACAAAGAGCGCUGAACCGCACCAAAUAUUUUUAACGUUCAUUUUGAGCCGUACGUUUUGGAACUUGAGAUUUCCACCUGUGAAGAUUUAGAACCACUGUCAACCAGAAGUGGGCAUGAAUUUGGUAACUCUAGUUUUCUACUGUGAGCCCUUGGUUAUUUCAUAAGUGAUUCAUCAUUUAAAACUCCUGAACGAUUUUGUUGUGCCAGUGUAGGCAUGGUGGCUUUAGAUUGUUUUGUUUAAAUGUGUAUUCUGUGUAUGUAUGUAAUCCAUGAGCGUUGCUGCUUAUUUUACCAGUACAGUGAAACAAUAACGUUUUUUUUUUUUAAAUAAACAAGGCUGUCAGUAGUUCAGCUUUGAUAAAAUAUACUGUAGGUGAACUUGAGCUACAAAAAGGUCUGACUGAAUUACUUCACUGUUUCAAAGCAUAAAGUUUUGCAGAAAAUCGUAAAAUUGUAAAUACCAAUAUAGCUUGUCAGGGUAUAAAAUCGAUCUGGUGUUUCCCAGUACCUGCAUUAGAUUUCAUUGUUGUUUGUCACUUUAAGAAUUAAAAAUGGUAAAGAACA
Molecule: messenger RNA, 6674 nt
Organism: Acipenser ruthenus (sterlet)
Lineage: Eukaryota; Metazoa; Chordata; Actinopteri; Acipenseriformes; Acipenseridae
Product: YLP motif-containing protein 1-like
Exons: 21
Coding region: 264-6143 (1959 amino acids)
Biological process (GO): regulation of telomere maintenance
Cellular component (GO): nucleus
Source: RefSeq, a predicted model, not a curated record